CUUCAUAAAGAAUCUGCAACAUAUUGGGUAUCAAAAGAAGUUAAAUUUCCCAUUAGUUACAUUGAAAAAAAUGUUCAAAUCAGAUACAAAUAUGCAAUAAUUCACAAGUCAUCAAGUGGAGGUGCAAUUGAGUUUGAGGGGUCUGAUGAAAGAAAUAAUCGAAUUCUAGAAAAUUUUACUGAAAACCAAUUUGAUAUUUGGUAUCAUAGCCAUUCAUAUAAAUUUUAUGAGAGAUUUAGAGAUUUUAGUUUCAUUAAAGUUAUACAUAAGUCCAUAACACCAGAAAAUUUUAAAAAUCAAGUAAUGGAAUAUCAAAAACUACUAAAAAAAUAUCCUAAAGUGAUUGCUACUUUUACUACAAUUGAAUUUAUUGAGGAGUGUAUGCCAAUUAGUAAAGAAAGAGAAAAGAAACUUUUCUUGUGUGUUUUGCUUGGUUAUUUUAUUAAUGAGCGAAAAAACAAUUCAAAAUUCAGUUUUUAUGAGUUGCCUAAUGACUUUGACUCAGGCACAUUAAUUGAUUCUUUGACAACU
This is a messenger RNA of Entrophospora candida, 531 nucleotides long. NCBI's taxonomy places the organism in Eukaryota, Fungi, Glomeromycota, Glomeromycetes, Entrophosporales, Entrophosporaceae. The record is from the annotation of a GenBank genome assembly.